Anastrepha obliqua is the source of this 1072-nucleotide messenger RNA. RefSeq lists its product as uncharacterized. Bases 1 to 870 code for a protein of 289 amino acids. The transcript has 4 exons. Lineage: Eukaryota; Metazoa; Arthropoda; Insecta; Diptera; Tephritidae. The record is from RefSeq and is a predicted model, not a curated record.
AUGGCGGCGCACAUUCUUACAGUUCUAUUUUUACUAAUAUCUUUUUCUCAAGUGUCGCUAAUCCUAACCGCUGCAAGCGAGACAAGUCAAAAACAACAAAAUACAAGUUUGAGCAUAACUGAAGACUAUAAAACACUUCGCAACGAUGCUCAGUGGUUUUUUCAAAACGUUGAAGUUAUCGCCGAUAUACUGGUACAUAUAUUACCUGAAAUUGAUACAGAAGGUAGCAGAUCCUUGCAAUCUACAACUGAGGAUGUCUCCUUCGUCGAAAACACGCGUCUUACAUUGCUCAUUGGGCUGCGUCAUGUGCUGGUAGGCGUUAAGGAAAUCUCAGUCGCCUUUCAAAGUCACUUAUCAGGUGAUCACGAGCUGCAACUGCUACAAAUACAAACCGUCGCACUGCUGUUUCAGGAUGUUAUUAGUUUUGCUAAAUAUUGGCUUUCAAUGCUGCGCAAUAGUGUUUCCGAAUUGUUUCGCAUUUACAACUACUAUAUACCCGAAAUGCUCCUUGGCAAAUGUUUUGUCAAAUACAUCACAACUACAUAUCCAGACAGCAGCUUUUACCAGUAUCCCUUUAUACUAAUCAGAGAAGUUAUCGACUUCGGGCUAUUUUACUUACGUAAAUUGCAAAUAUAUGAGCGAGUAAAGGAAACGCCACCACCUCCAGCAAUAGAAGCAAACGAUGAACAAAACGAAAUUUGGACAAAUGAAAUAUUAAAUAAAUAUUCAAGAAGUCUUGGUUUUGUUAAGAAUUACGAUGCACAAAAAACAAGCUUGAAGAGCAGUAAACAUCCAUUGCAGAAAUGCUUCGAAAUGUACGCAGCGGAGAGCAUUUUGAAACUGGUGAAAAUAUUUUUUAUAGGAGAUUAAUUAUGAACUUGACUCAAAUAAUUCUCUGGCAAUGUUGCAGCUUCCUGGUAAUGAUUAGUGUACAUUGAAUUACCUAGCGGAGAGCGAAUUUAAACUGGUGAAAUUAUUUUUUAUAGGAGAUUAAUGAUGAACUGUGAAUGAAAAUAUUUCUGUGAAAUGAAUGAGAAUGAAAUAGUUCUCUGGCAAUGUUGCAGCUUCCUGG